Messenger RNA from Cyprinodon variegatus (sheepshead minnow), 1816 nucleotides. RefSeq names its product alpha-1,3-mannosyl-glycoprotein 4-beta-N-acetylglucosaminyltransferase C-like. The transcript is spliced from 5 exons. Lineage: Eukaryota; Metazoa; Chordata; Actinopteri; Cyprinodontiformes; Cyprinodontidae. The record is from RefSeq and is a predicted model, not a curated record. Gene Ontology annotation, biological process: protein N-linked glycosylation. Gene Ontology annotation, molecular function: acetylglucosaminyltransferase activity. Bases 214 to 1578 code for a protein of 454 amino acids.
AAUGAGCCUCCCAGUUGGUCUCCGCCACCUGAUGCUCCUCACACCGAACUCCGGUACCGGCGGCCAGAGGCGCGGAACUCACCGGUUCUAACCGGUUCUGGACCUUUUCUUUGCGGCCUCCUCAUGUCUGCUAAGCGGCGUCCAGCGGCGGACAGACGUUAACUUUAGACGUCGCUCUAAAGUCCCGGAGAGUCAGGACGGUUCUCAGCGGAGAUGCGGCGGCGUUCCAGGAAGAAGAAUGUGGUUUUGGGUGCGCUACUCCUGUUCGCUGCGCUCUACUGCUUAUAUCCCUUUGACUUCCUCCUGAUGGGAUUGAAGUCGAUUGCGAGUCCUGUGAGUCGGCCGGUGGAGAGGCUGGUCAGUAAGGACUCCUGGGUGGAGCAGGGAGAUUUCCUGCCUCUCAAUGUGACCUAUCAGCUGCUGGCGGGAGCUCCACCCAAUCAGCAGAGGUUCCUGACCGUCGGCCUGUCGUCAGUCAGGCGGAAGAAGAGCAGCUACCUGGUGAGCACCCUGCAGUCGCUCUUCUCUCAGUCGUCUCCUGAGGAGCGCUCCUCCAUGGUGGUGGUCGUGCUCCUUGCAGACUUUGACGUCAGCUGGAUCAGCGGGACCCUCAGGGAGAUCAACUCCACGUUUCCUUCGGAGCUGGACCGCGGCCAGCUGCUGCUCAUCCAUGUUUCCCAGGAGUGGUACCCUCCUCUAACAGGUUUGAAGAGGAAUUACAAUGAUGCUCCCGAUCGGGUGUCGUUCCGCUCCAAGCAGAACGUGGAUUACUCCUUCCUGAUCCACUUCAGCGCCGGUUUGGGCCGGUACUACCUGCAGCUGGAAGAUGACGUCCUCUCUGCCCAGAACUUCCUGACAACCAUCAGGAAACGCAUCGAGGAGCAAAACGCAAAGAAGGGCAGCUGGGCCAUGCUGGAGUUCUCAGCCCUCGGCUACAUUGGGAAGCUCUACAGGUCCUCGGAUCUUCCUCUUCUGGCCCGCUUCCUCCUCCUCUUCUACCAGGAGAUGCCCUGUGAUUGGCUGAUGACUCACUUCAGGGAGCUGCUGACCCAGAGACAGAGCAUCCUCUUUAAGCCUUCGCUCUUCCAACACAUCGGCACGUUCUCCUCUUUCCAGGGAACCUACAACAAGCUGAAGGACAAGAACUUUGAGGAGGGGGUCUACACCAACCCCCCCGCUGAAGUUUUCACCAACAUCUCCACCUAUCAGAAGCACCUCCCCCGACUGGCCUGGGAGGCCGGCGAGGAGUUCUUCUGGGGGCGCUCUCCAGAGAGAGGGGAUCAUCUGACAGUGGUGUUUGUGGAGCCGACGGUGGUGACGGGAAUUCUGGUGGAAACCGGAUCCGGGGGGAAGGACCUUCUGGACUCGGGUCAGCUGGAACUAGGCCGAGACGUCAAGGAGAAGAGCUGCAAAAGCUUCCAGCCCAUAGGAGAGUUUAAGAGUGGGAAAUUUGAGAUGCGAGGUGUGGACAAGCUGCUUAGCUCCGCCUCUUCCUGUCUGAGGAUAUUAGUGACGGCUUCGCAGAAGGACUGGCUGAUUGUUCGGAAAAUAAGGAUCACACAUCAAGCUGCUAGUUAAUUCCAGGCUGACGGACGAGCGGUGGACCAAUCAGAGCGUCUCAGUGACCUGAACAAGCGAAGCCAUUGGUUGGUUUUCUUCUCUCUGCGGCCAUGAGAGGAACCAGGCUGCUUCUCCUCUCCUGUGGGACAGUUUUCCUUCCUCCAAACUUUCCCCACAUGCUCCUCUCAUCCCGUUGGAGUGGAGCAGCCUCCUGCUUCCCCACAUAUCAGAUGCUUUGUGUGUGUGUUAUUUUUUU